Messenger RNA from Rubroshorea leprosula, 2090 nucleotides. The record is from the annotation of a GenBank genome assembly. NCBI's taxonomy places the organism in Eukaryota, Viridiplantae, Streptophyta, Magnoliopsida, Malvales, Dipterocarpaceae.
CAAUGCCAUGCUUUUAAAGAGCAUGGUUGAUCUCACUUCCCUCACUAAAUUGAGAAUAAGGGAAAUUGCAGAAUUGACUCGCUUGCCCAAGAGUUUUACACAGUCCUUGACAGCACUUGAGACUUUGUAUAUUGAACAGUGCAAUGAUCUUACUUGUUUGUGGGAGGAAAGGAGAGAAAUAGAACAAGGCCUUUUGCCUUUCAAUCUUAAACAUCUUAGUCUUGAGAGAUGUGGAGCUUUGGAGUCAUUGCCUGAUGCAAUGAUGAUGAGGAUGGUUGGAAGCAAUAGCAGCAACACUAGCAUGCUGAUGUUGAGACUAGAAAAGUUGGAAAUUUAUGAUUGUGAUUCUCUCAAGUCUUUUCCAAGACGCAAAUUACCCAUCAUGCUUAAAUACUUGAGAAUGGUAGACUAUAUGGGUCUAGAGUCUCUACCAGAUGCGGAUGGCGACAAUAAUAGCAAUCUACAUUUAGAAAUAAGGAAUGUUCCAUGUUUGUAUUCUUCUGAGGGUUGUCAUCAACCACCAGCUUUUGUCAAGAAAUUUACAGUUACUGAUGGUGGCAAGUGGCUAGAAUCAUUUCCAGAGAGAAUGCUGCAACAUUGCACGAGACUCCAAGCCAUUGAUAUUCACCAUUGUAAAAUGUUGAAAAAUUUACCUGCCCUUGAUUGUGUCAGCAGUCUCCUUGACUUACCUAUUUUCGACUGUGAAGCUUUAGAGUCCUUACCAGAAGAGUUGGGGUUAUGCACCCCCAAUCUUAAGUCUUUGAGAAUACGACGAUGUGAGAAUUUCAAAUCCCUCCCAAAUACCAUGUACCAGCUAAAAUCUCUUCAACAGCUAUGCAUUGCAGACUGCCUCAGUAUCGAGUUCAUUCCAGAAAAGGGUUUGCCCCCAAAUUUAACAGAUCUUCAAUUAGAGGACUGUGGAGCUUUGACAAUGGGCCUCCAAAACCUUACAUCUCUUCGAUGGUUGGCAAUUGAGCAAAAAUUCCCUCUGGAUAUUGUGCUGCCUUCUUCUUUAACCUCUCUUCAGAUCUGGAAUGAAGAAAAUUUAAAAUCCAUACCUUGGAGGCUCUUCCAAAACCUAAGCUCCUUUGAAACGUUAUGGAUCUCCAACUGCCAGAAGCUACAAUCUUUGCCAAGGGAAGCCUUCCCUCCCUCGCUUGGACAACUAUGCAUCAGCGAGGGUCCGCAUCUAAAACGACAGCACUUUGAGGCAAAAGGAGACUACUGGACUCUCACCUGGAGCAUUCCUUGCGUUUUGAUAGAUGAGGAUGAGCUGGAUGCUUUGAUAUUAAUGCUUCCUUUCAUGCAAGAGGUGAAGCUUCUGGUAUUUGCUUUAACUGCUGCUUUACUUAACAAUGGAUGGACUUGCAACGUAGCUUCAAGAUCUAACUCAAUGAAAAAUGGUGGUGCUCACAAAAUCUGUCAUAGACUCAUAGUUGCAGCUACAACCGUCUACCCUCCAAAGAAUGCUCUCUCUGGACAAUUCAAGGAUAUUUAUGAAAGUGGAUGGAGUAAUGCUUCGAGGCAGCAUUACGUGAAAAUCAUUUCAAGGAUUCCUUUGUUGUAUAUAUCCUUCCAUGUGGUGUUGAGAGAAGUCUUCAUGAACUCACACAUGAACUACAUGGGGCUUGGAUUUUGAAAUAUAUCAAGUCAGGGGAGCUUUAAAUAAUGGCUAGUUGCUGGUUUUGAUCAUCAUUGCAAAAACAGUAGAGAGACGGUGAGGGUGAGUUGCGACAGCAGCAAGUAAGCUCAGUAGAUUAGUUAGUUCUGCCAGAUGAUCAACAGUGAUUUGGUCUCCAGUUCUUCUUGGAACACACUGAGCACACUUGGUGAGAUUUAUCCCAAUUUGAUGGGAGAUUUUGACUUCCAGCUUUAUUAUGGUGAUGACUAUGACAUUAGUGAUCCAAGAAUUUAUUCUUGAUGAUUUAUUGUUGUGUACAACCUCUGUUGUUUCCUAAAGUAGAAGAAACUUUGUUGUUGAGUUUGAUUAUUUUCCGUUUAAUUGGGUACAGAGAGAAGAAGAAUACUUGUUGAGUGUGGUAUUUGGUAAGCCUCUUUGGAACAGUGUAUUAUACAUAGAUUGGUUUUUU